GAGAGAGAGAGAGAGAGAGAGAGAGAGAGAGAGAGAGAGAGAGAGAGAGAGAGAGUGCUAUUCAGAGUUUCACAAUAGUCAAGUGCAGUCUGAGGUAGUAUAAGAAUGUUAAAUAACUCAGGAUGGUUUCCACAAAGUGCCUGUAAACAGUUACUUGGAGAAUGUAAAUAUAUGUUUUGUAUGCUCACACUUUCUCUGUAAUGUUUCAAAUGUAUAACAUAAAAGUUAAUUUACACAAAUCCUUCAUUCAUUGGUAUUUAAAUGAAUCUUUGUUUAUCCAAAUUGUCCCACAGAUUGCUAGAGCAUUUCUCCAAAAAACUAACUUGGUCCUUCUGUGUUCUGAAAACAAUAUAAUGUUAUGCUGAAUGAGAAUCCAGUUAUUUCCUGUUAUUUUUCAACAGACGAUAAACAGAUGUUGGGAAAGGAGUUACACUGAGAUGUUUCACAUGUAUGGCCAUGCAAACUACCCUGUACUGCCAACCUUUAAUGAAUUAAUCACCACAUGUUUGUUGGGCCGGCGUGUAAACUUUGCCAGGGAACUUUUUUUUUGUUGAUAAUAAGAAGUCAUCUGCCACAGUCUAGGAUUUCACAAGAUGUUAAAUUAGCUUUGCCAUUAUGGUUUAACUGGAUUUCUAAUGAUGUGAAAGUGCAAAUUAGGAAUGCACUAAAGGUCAGACAAAAUGUUAAUGACAUGUCAAACAUGAACAUUCUCUGCCAUUCCUACUUAUCAAAAAGCUAUCUGACAGAAAUACUUUAGCCUAAAACCACAAUGGGAUGAAAAAUUCAAACGUCCCCUGCACCGGACUGUAAUGUUACACUCAUGUACUAGUGUGUUCGAGCGUCACAACUUUUGUGCGUUUGGAGAUGUGCCCACUACACGCCAUCUCGCUUCAGCUGAUAACGUACGUCAUAUAUCCGCUGCCCGGUUCAUCGCUGCAUCUUUCUUAUCGGUACUCAAAACAAAAGCAAAUGAUGUUGGUUUUAUUCUGAAAUGGUGCGUUUCACGGCUAAUGAAUGAGUUGCGCACUGCAACGCACGUAAUCCUCUUAAUUCAGCGUUAAGACAGGAAGCGGUCCUUCGAUACCAAGUGCUGUCUCACUAAACUGCGACAUCGAGCGCAUUAUAACGUGAUAACACAAGUAGGCAUUCCUACGCAGUCCUCGGGAACAGUGAUCAGCAGUGCGUCUUAAUUGAAGACCACAAUCAGGUAACGGAGAAGAGGACAGGUAAUAGUUAUUAAAAGACAAACGUUAUACCUCGAUAUUUAGCGGCUGUGUUUUUAUUGACUGGUUCUGACAUUUUUACAGCGUCAUGCUACGCUUUCCCGUUGUGAAGCGCACGCUCUCUGGGGUGGCACAAGUCAGCUGUGCCAACAAUGUCCGCACAGCAGCAACAGCAGCUGCCCCUGCCAGCAAUCAUAUUGAGGUGUUCAUUGAUGGAAAACCUAUAAUGGUUGAACCAGGAACAACUGUACUGCAGGCAUGUGAGAAAGUGGGGAUGCAGAUACCUCGCUUCUGUUACCACGAGCGUCUGUCCGUGGCUGGGAACUGCCGGAUGUGCUUGGUGGAAAUUGAGAAUUCGCCCAAACCAGUGGCAGCAUGCGCCAUGCCAGUCAUGAAGGGUUGGAAUGUUCUCACCAACUCUGAAAAAACACGGAAAGCUAGAGAGGGCGUGAUGGAGUUCCUGUUGGCCAACCACCCUCUGGACUGCCCCAUCUGUGACCAAGGAGGAGAGUGUGACUUGCAGGAUCAAUCCAUGAUGUUCGGUAGUGACAGGAGCCGCUUCACAGAGGGAAAGAGAGCGGUUGAAGAUAAGAACAUUGGUCCACUUAUCAAGACCAUAAUGACACGCUGUAUUCAAUGCACCAGAUGCGUGCGGUUUGCCAGCGAAAUAGCGGGUGUAGAAGAGCUGGGCACUACAGGGAGGGGCAACGCCAUGGAGAUCGGAACCUACGUCGAGAAAAUGUUCAUGUCAGAGCUCUCUGGUAACGUCAUUGACAUUUGUCCAGUAGGGGCUCUGACGUCAAAACCAUAUGCCUUCACUUCUCGCCCCUGGGAGACCAGGAAAACCGAAUCCAUUGACGUGCUGGAUGCUGUGGGGAGUAACAUUGUCCUGAGUACAAGGGGGGGAGAGAUCAUGAGGGUCCUGCCUCGACUCAAUGAGGACAUCAACGAGGAGUGGAUCUCUGAUAAGACCAGGUUUGCAUAUGAUGGAUUAAAAAGACAGCGACUGACACAGCCCAUGGUCAAAAAUGCAUCAGGACAGCUUGUGACCACUUCAUGGGAAGAUGCCUUGACUCAAGUUGCAGGAAUUUUACAGGGAUCUAAAGGGGAUGAAAUCGCUGCUGUUGCUGGUGGGCUAGUCGAUGCCGAAACCUUGAUUGCUCUGAAGGAUCUGUUCAAUCGCCUCAACAGUGAGAAUUUGUGUACUGAAGAGAUCUUCCCCAUGGCUGGAGCUGGAACAGAUCUGCGCUCAAACUAUCUGUUGAACACAGGCAUCAGUGGGAUUGAAGAGGCUGACCUGGUACUUUUGGUUGGCACCAACCCACGCUAUGAGGCUCCUCUCUUCAAUGCUCGCAUUAGAAAGGGUUGGCUCCAUAACGAGCUCCAGGUUGCGCUAGUGGGACGGGAAGUGGAUCUAAGCUACACAUACAACCAUCUUGGAGACUCCACCAAGGUGUUGGAACACAUAGCAUCUGGAAGACACCCCUUUGUAAAGGUCCUUGCCCAAGCUAAGCGCCCAGUUGUGGUGGUAGGCAGUGCUGCCCUUCAAAGAGAAGAUGGGGCCGCACUACACGCAGCUGUGUCCACAAUUGCUCAGAAGGCCAGACUGAGCAGUGGCGUUAAUGAUAGCUGGAGAGUGUUGAAUGUCCUUCACAGAACCGCUAGUCAGGUAGCUGCACUGGAUUUAGGAUAUAAACCAGGAGUUGAAGCCAUCAGACAAAUUCCACCUAAAGUUGUAUUUCUGCUUGGAGCUGACGCUGGGUGUGUAACAAGAGAAAGUCUACCAAAGGAUUGUUUUAUCAUCUAUCAGGGGCACCAUGGAGAUGUGGGAGCAACUAUGGCCGACGUGAUACUACCAGGGGCAGCGUACACGGAGAAGUGUGGCACUUACGUCAACACUGAAGGACGAGCACAGCAGACUCACGUGGCCGUCACAGCUCCUGGCAUGGCAAGGGAGGACUGGAGAAUCAUUCGCGCCAUCUCUGAGCUUGCAGAUGUGGCCUUGCCCUAUGACACAGUAGAUGAGGUACGCCUAAGGCUGGCUGACGUAUCACCAAACCUUGUGCGGUAUGAUGACGUGGAAGAGGCAAAUUAUUUCAAACAAGCCAACGAACUUUCCAAGGCCGUACAACAGACUCUGCUCGCGGACCCAUUGGUUCCUCCAUUACUCACAGUCCGGGAUUUCUACAUGACAGAUCCUAUCAGCAGAGCCUCCCAGACUAUGGCCAAGUGUGUCAAAGCUGUGACAGAGGGAGCCCAAGCGGUGGAGGAACCCAAUAUAUGUUAAACUGUUCUUUGACAUGUCAGGCCAUUCCUACAGUGUCUCCACAUUUAAAUAAACCACGCACAACAUUAAUAACAAUAUGGUCACAUACGUAUUAUGUAGGUAUAUUCAGCAACUUUAAAGAACUGAAAUAUUUUGCCUAUUGGUCCAAAGCUAAUUCAAAGUGAUGUCUAGAAUAAAGUCUAGUUUGUGUACUUUAAAUGUAAUUAUGAAUUAUUUUCUGUAAAUGUAAAGUUUGUGUACUUGAUCUGUAAAUGUAAUUUUAAAAUGUAAUUUGAUCCAAUUUAAUUCUAAUAUUUAAUUCUAUGUAUUAUAAAUGUAUUCAUGUAGAAUAGCCUACUUUGUGUCUGUUUUUUUUCUUUGACAAAUUUCCCCUAUCAAUUCUUCCUGCUUAUGUUCAGCAAAGUAGUCUACCGGUAUUCAUUCUGUCAAUGCUGGCCUGGCCUGUCCUACUCCUGUCAUACCUCACAGCUGAUGGGGAAGAAGCCCGUCAACAUGGUGGUAGCCUGCUUGAAGUUGUUGUAAUGUCAGAUUUAGAGGAUUUCGUUCAUCCCCAGUGAACCACAUGCUGUGCUCAACAGUUGCACAUUUCACAGCACAAUCACUUAAGCAAUGUCGAACACAUUUUAAUAGCUCCUCUAAGAAGAAACUGUCAUGCCGGCUUCA
Engraulis encrasicolus (European anchovy) is the source of this 4173-nucleotide messenger RNA. Its product is annotated as NADH-ubiquinone oxidoreductase 75 kDa subunit, mitochondrial-like. Gene Ontology annotation, cellular component: membrane. Gene Ontology annotation, molecular function: iron-sulfur cluster binding; NADH dehydrogenase (ubiquinone) activity. Gene Ontology annotation, biological process: cellular respiration; ATP synthesis coupled electron transport. The record is from RefSeq and is a predicted model, not a curated record. NCBI's taxonomy places the organism in Eukaryota, Metazoa, Chordata, Actinopteri, Clupeiformes, Engraulidae. Bases 1312 to 3510 code for a protein of 732 amino acids. The transcript is spliced from 18 exons.